AUGGCGCGCCAAAAACCAGCCUCUCGUGCCGACAAGCCUCCGUCCAUGGUGUGGACCUACCCAAUGCAAGUCACGCUCCAUCUGCUCAGCACGGAGUUCAAUUUGGCUGGUCAAAAUCGAGCCGAUGCAUUCAACACGGUCUUUGCGAAAGAGCUGGCAGCCAGUGGCGUGGUUGGUGGAGCUCGACCGCAUGUCCUCUACGCGCAAUACUACAUGCGCACCAAGCCGGACAAAGCCAAAUGCUGGUUGACCAUAUGCGCAGAGCCUACGACGCAAGAGGAAUUUGAUCAGAGAGAGGGCCUCAGGGGAAGGAUUCGUCAAGCUAUGCAGAAUGGAAGUCAAGCUGUUCAGAAGGGAGGUCAACCUAAAGUCAGCAAGGCGACUCCUCGUAUGGUCCGCGUUGCCUCGUCUGCGCCUGUCCAUGAAGAGACCAGCGUCGAGGUGACCUUUAGACAACUCCCGUUGACACCUCCUUCAAAAGUUGCUCGACCUGCUCCUGUUCAGCGCGACGCUCCGUCGGUUGCAUCUCCUCCGCAGAAGAAGCGCCGCGUGCUGCCAGAACAAGAAGCUCAUCAGCUCGCUACUCCUGUCACGCCUGCUGUUCAACAGCCAGAAUUUGCAGUCUCGCGUGCAAGAAGCAAGACAACGAGCGCCCUAGUCCCGGUGAUCAAUCGAUCGGAAACAUUGCAGCAAGCACUGCUACCGUCACCAACGACUGUGUCCCGCAAAUUCCGAAAGCAAAGCGCUAUUUCGAAGCCGCGGACUCCGACCAAGAAAUUUGAGUAUUGGAGGAACGAUGGGUCCAAGCCUCGUAUGUCAGAGAGAAGACUUGAAGGUCUUCAACAACAAGUGGUUCCUAUUCCACGAGAUGCCGCGCAUCCUCCGGCAACAGGCCUUCUGUUCAGAUACUGGGUCGAAUCCGACCAGCCCACCCACAACUCCGAGGAGGGCUUUAUCGCACGCAAAUAUUUCCAGUCCAAUGUGGUCCAUUUCAGACCCCCAAAGAGCAGUGAUGUCGAUCUCACUGAUGUGUUCAAUCACAUGGAUAGAAAGCUUAAAGACACGCCUUUCGUGUCCACUUGUAAUCGCUUAGUCUGGAGUCUCAGACUCGCCCUCUCUGAGAUGCGGAAAGGCGUUAGGAACGGCCGGAUCACUCUCAUCGACCCGAGCAAGCUGGAUAAGAGAGCCGUGUUCUGGGCACGACCUUUCCACGAUGAAUUGACGCAGAAGAUGGCUCCCUGGAGCAACGGUGCCCAGAGGUAUUGCGGCACGUAUGAGUUCCUGGUCUGGGGCGCCAUCCACAAGGAGGCCAUCGUCCAUACAAUCAAGGUCAAAGAUCUCCUCCGCCUGUCAAAGACCUCGCCAGCUAUCGACCACGUUCUGAGGGCUGACAUACUGAGCGAAAAAUCGGCCUUGUUCAGAAAGGAGAGCGAUUUCAUCAGGCAAAAGGUACCACUCAACACCUUCUCAGUGAAGGCCAUUGCCGAGAUUGCAAGAUUUUUGGGCUUGGACCGCACUUCACCCCUCGACCACAUAUCUCAUAUCGUUGCCGAUAUCGUCCAAGGAUGGCAUUUACAAGUCGUGCCGCGCGAUCAACAGGAAUGGCGCGCCCUCGCGACCCUGUUCGCACGCAAUUAUCUCAGCACUCCGGCAGGCCUGGUACAGGAGCAGACAGUACGCAUGGCCUUUCUUGAUGGCGUCCGAUUCGGCCAGGGCCAGUUCAACGCUCGGCAUAAGCCAGAGACUGUCGCCGCCAUGACCAAGCGCGCAAAAAUGGUUGGCCUGGAGUGUCCGGCAAGGAUCAUCACCGACGAGCUUGAUGCUAUCAAAGUGAUGGCAUGGAGCCAAGAGCAACGUGUUGGCAAGCUCUUGAAAAGCCGAAAGGAGCAACUCAUGCUCGAAGAAGGCUUCGUUGAGUCCAGCGAAGAGGAAGAAGAUCAGGAGGAGGAAGAUGAUCCAAUGAUGCUUGACGAUGAGCCACCAACUGCAGGACCUUCGCGGCCACGACUAGCACCGCCGCAACCCAAUUGGAGCUGGACCCGUCAAAUGAUCAGACAGGACGAGGACGAUGCCCAUUCCGAUCUUGGCGGCGCCUUCGAGUUUGAUGCCGCUGGUCGCGUUGUUUAG
Cercospora beticola is the source of this 2127-nucleotide messenger RNA. RefSeq lists its product as uncharacterized. The record is from RefSeq and is a predicted model, not a curated record. Lineage: Eukaryota; Fungi; Ascomycota; Dothideomycetes; Mycosphaerellales; Mycosphaerellaceae.